AUGGAUUCUUCCAAAACUGAUUGCAUUGAUGAAAUUUGCUGUAUCAAUGGACUUUUAAUAUAUAAAAGUUUUUCUGAAAACUGGGAUAUUAUGGAGGCAUUCCAAGCAAAAGCAGAUGAUAUCAUUAUUGUCACCUAUCCCAAAUCUGGCACAACCUGGAUUAGUGAAAUUGUGGACAUGAUCUGUAAGGAUGGUAAUGUAGAAAAGUGCAAAGAAGAUGUGAUUUUUAAUCGAGUACCUUUCUUGAAAUGCAAGAAGGAAGGUGUCUUAGAUGGUAAUGUUCAAAUGAUCUAUCUUUGCCAGAAUGCCAAGGAUGUGGCUGUUUCUUCUUAUUAUUUACAUGUAAUGAUACCUGUUCCUCCAAAACCUGGUUCAUUUAUAGAGUUUGUGGAGAAAUUCAUGGAUGGUGAUGUUCCUUAUUGUUACUGGUACAAACAUGUAAAAUCUUAGUGGGAAAAGAACAGCCCUCGUGUGUUAUUUCUUGCCUAUGAAGACAUGCAAGAGGAUAUCAGAAAAGAAGUGAUAAAAUUGAUUAAUUUCCUGGGAUGGAAGCCAUCAGAGGAGUUUGUGGAAAAGAUUGUGCACCCUAUUUCAUUUGAAGAGAUGAAGAAUAAUCCAAGUACCAAUUACACAGCACUGCCAGAAGAAUAUAUGAACCAUAAAGUGUCCCCCUUCAUGAGAAAAGGGAGUGUAGGAAACUGGAAGAAUCACUGUACAGUAGCUCGGAAUGAAAGAUUUGAUGUGCACAAUGAGCAAGAAAUGAAAAGGUCGACUCUGAAAUUAAAAACCACACUCUAG
Molecule: messenger RNA, 798 nt
Organism: Orycteropus afer afer
Lineage: Eukaryota; Metazoa; Chordata; Mammalia; Tubulidentata; Orycteropodidae
Product: sulfotransferase 1E1-like
Exons: 6
Biological process (GO): sulfation
Cellular component (GO): cytoplasm
Molecular function (GO): sulfotransferase activity
Source: RefSeq, a predicted model, not a curated record